UUGCCGCGAGAGUCAGUAAAGCGUUGCAUCAUUCCUCGCCUCGGGAAUUGCGGAGACACUGCCUCCCCCACCGUGCUACACCCAGUUUCACCGCUUUCGCCUCCGCUCUCCCCGCCUUCCUUUUCCUCCCUCAAGGGGUCCGAACGAGCCUACCCGCGCGUCCACUCGCGGCUGCCGUGCCUCGCGUGCUUCCGUGCCGUGCACGCCUCGUCCCCGUCGUGCAAAUGGCGUCGCUCGCCGCCUCCAAGUCGUUGCUCGCCAGACCACCCAGCGGUCUCGCGGCCCGCUGCGCGCCGAUGUCGUCCGCACACUCGACGGCCUCCGCCUCGCGGCAACUCGCCCUGGCCGCCCCACAGCGCGCGUCAGUGCACCCGCAACGGCGGCGAGCGGGUUUGCGCGUGGCGGCGAAGGCGGUGGGCGAGAUGCAGGUGGACGAACACGCGGACGCCGCCGUGCCAGCGGACUUCAACUUCGAGGCGUACAUGCGCGGCAAGGCGGCGGCGGUGAACGCGGCGCUGGACGCGGCGGUGCCGCUGCAGUACCCGGAGCGCAUCCACGAGGCCAUGCGCUACUCGCUGCUGGCUGGCGGCAAGCGCGUGCGGCCGUGCCUGUGCCUCGCGGCGUGCGAGCUGGUGGGCGGCAGCGACUCGGUGGCGAUGGCGGCGGCGUGCGCGAUGGAGAUGAUCCACACGAUGUCGCUGAUCCACGACGACCUGCCGUGCAUGGACAACGACGACUUCCGCCGCGGCAAGCCCACCAACCACAAGGUGUACGGCGAGGACGUGGCGGUGCUGGCGGGCGACGCGCUGCUGUCGUUCGCCUUCGAGCACGUGGCGCGCGCGACGCCCACGUCGGUGCCGGCGGAGCGCGUGGUGCGCGUGAUCGCCGACAUGGGCAAGGCCGUGGGCGCGGAGGGGCUCGUCGCGGGGCAGAUCGUGGACCUAGACAGCGAGAGCGACCCGUCGGUGGGCGUGGAGACGCUGGAGUACAUCCACGUGCACAAGACCGCCGCGCUGCUCGAGGUCGCCGUGGUGGCGGGCGCCGUGCUGGGCGGCGCCAAGGACGACCAGGUGGAGCGCCUGCGCAAGUACGCGCAGUUCGUCGGCCUCGGCUUCCAGGUCGUGGACGACAUUCUGGACGUGACCAAGUCCACGGAGGAGCUGGGCAAGACAGCGGGCAAGGACCUCGCACAGGACAAAACCACCUACCCCAAGCUGCUGGGGCUGGAGAAGUCCAAGGAGCUGGCGGAGGAUUUGAUUCGGAGGGCCAAGGAGCAGCUGAGCGCGUUUGACCAACGCAAGGCUGCUCCCCUCAUCGGCCUCGCUGACUUCAUUGCCUACCGCCAAAAUUGACAAACCUAGGGAGUAGGACAAGCGCCUCGUCAAUCAAGGGUGAAGGGAGUUGUUAGUUCACAGAGUUGUUUAUGUAUGCUGCUCAUUUAGAGAUGGAAUAUAUAAAGCGUUUUGCAAGCGCUGAGUCUUGUUGUGAUAGUAGUAGACUAUUGUAUUUGGACGUUUCGAAUAAUAUAGAUUGUUCUCCAUC
This is a messenger RNA of Closterium sp. NIES-67, 1542 nucleotides long. Lineage: Eukaryota; Viridiplantae; Streptophyta; Zygnematophyceae; Desmidiales; Closteriaceae. The record is from the annotation of a GenBank genome assembly.